UUGUUUCUUUGUACUUUGCGAUUUUUGCACAUUAUUAACUAUUCUUUCAACAUCACUCACUUUUCAAUCCUUGCGUAUGCAGAAUCUCCUACCCAUUUAUGUGUGUCCGUACGUGACUACUACUGCUACAAAUUCCAGAUUCGUCCCGGGGUAUUUAAUCCAAUACUUCAUGGAAAGCGGCUUUUCCAGCAGUUCGCUGUCGACACGUACAUCAAGAUUGAGAGCUCUCGUUUAGAUUUCAUACGUAAGAAUCAGGAUCGUUUAAGGGCAGACCUAUACCAGGGCUUGGUGGAUAGCAUGUUAGAUGGAGAUAUCAGAGCAGAAAAGGUUGGGAAGCGAACUGUGCUGUCUACGUCAUUUAUUGGUGGUCCUCGUGACAUGAAACGUCGGUAUAUGGAUGCUAUGGCUCUGGUGCGGAAGUUUGGUAAACCGGACAUCUUUCUUACCAUGACAUGUAACCCCAACUGGGAUGAGAUAAGGAGAGAGCUUCUCCCUGGGCAAACACCACAAGAUCGUCCCGAUCUUGUAGUGCGUGUCUUUCAUGCGAAGCUACAGGAGUUAAAGCAUAGGCUGACUAAACAGGAUAUUCUCGGUAAGGUCCGGGCCUACGUCUAUGUCGUGGAGUUUCAAAAGCGGGGUUUGCCACAUGCCCAUUUUCUACUCAUCAUGCAGAGGAAGUACAAGCUAACGUGCCCUGAGCAGUAUGACCUUUUGAUCUCAGCCGAGAUCCCACACAACAAGUACCCUGAACUACGAAAGAUGGUUAUCAAGUAUAUGAUGCAUGGCCCGUGUGGGUCGUUAAACCCUAACUGCCCAUGCACUAAGGGCCAUGUAUCGUGCAAGAAUCAUUACCCCCGGCCUUUCAGUGACACAACCUUGCAAGGGAAGGACUCAUACCCGAUUUACAGACGUCGUGAUGAUGGGCGUAAGGAAAAGGUUCGAGGGUGCGAAUUGGACAAUAGAUGGGUUGUCCCUUACAACCCUUACCUCCUUCGUCUCUUCAACUGUCACAUCAAUGUUGAGGCGUGCGGAUGCCAUCGGCGCUGCGACGACUUUUUGCCACAAUACUGGUGUACUGUGAGCCAAGCGACGUGGCGGUACUCUGGCAGAAUCACCUAG
This is a messenger RNA of Zea mays, 1119 nucleotides long. RefSeq lists its product as uncharacterized. The transcript has 2 exons. The annotation marks the transcript as partial. The record is from RefSeq and is a predicted model, not a curated record. NCBI's taxonomy places the organism in Eukaryota, Viridiplantae, Streptophyta, Magnoliopsida, Poales, Poaceae.